AUGACAGAAGAACGAGCAUCAAAGCGAACCAAGUCAACCAAUGGCAUGGCCUCGUCGGGCGAUGAGCUCCCACCGCCUGGCACUAGUUCCCGUACAGGACUUGCUUGUGAGGCCUGUAGACUGAGGAAGACUCGCUGCGUCGGCUUUCCCACCUGCACGUGGUGCCAGCGCCGCCGCCAGUCUUGCGUACGAGGCCAAAAUAGUCAGACGAGCCCACUGGACGAUUGGGGCAACCAAAUACUCGGUGCUAUAUCCAGGGCCAGAGACGAAAUUCUCGGUGCAUCAGCCAGAGUCAAUGCUGAUCAGCCGCUUACCCAAACCUCGGUUACGCUGUCGGAUGACGAACACGGUACUUGGCCUCGUACCACCCACGAAAGCCAGGGAUGCUUCCCAUGCAUGUCGAGCGCUGAAAACAUUCUACAGUGGGAAGUUCUGCGGAAUCAGCUUCCGAGCUCUGCCCAAUUCUCUUUCAACCCCACAGACUCGCACGAACCUGACAGGUCCACCAACUCCAAGGCUAGUGCCGAUACCUCGUCCACCAAACUCCGAGCUCUGCAGCAACGCUUCGAGACUCAGUUCCUGGUUCGGUAUCCCAUUAUCAACAGACCUUGGCUUACUCGGUACUUCCGUAAUGUGGUGGAAAGCGACGGAGAUUGGAGCGCUGAAGCAUGUCUCGUCUUUCUGGCUUGUGCUAUCGCAUCCUUGUGCGGCUUCUCCUCUCACGAUGUCUUGACGCCUCACACCACCUCCAUGAGUCCAGCAUCUGCUAUCUCGGAUUCAUGCAUGCCUAAUUCACGCCGACCUGCAUAUCAGUAUUGGACUAUGGCAAAGCGGAGGCUUGGUUGGGCCCUUGACGAACCUGCGGGUCUGCUCACCACCCAAUGUCUGUGCCUAGCUGGGUUCUGGCAUCUGCUAAAUUUCGCGCCACGAAGGGCUCGCAACAUGUUCUAUCGGGCUAAUGACAGUAUGAGGGACAUGAACUUUUCAAGCUUGCCGGAUACUGAGAGGCCUCUGGCACGAUUCAUUCAUGUCCUCUUUGCCGACAUGCUCGAGCGUCUGAAUUUCGAAUCGGAGCUUUUUCUAUAUAACGACCAGAAAAAACUGUCUAACAAAACCCUCUCACCAAACCAAAGCCAUGAUCUUUCUCCUGUCAUCAGUCUUCUAACGAAUGACUUAACUGGAGGCUCAUAUUUCGACCUCACCGACAAUCUCCAGCAAUUACACCAAACUCGAAAAGACAUCAACAAACUCCUGGUUACGAUAUCAUCAAUCUCCAGCUGGCUUGAUCUGCAUUCGUUGCAUGAUGAAGCAAAGGACUUGCGACGGCGUGUCAACCAACCCGCACAGCCGAGCGGCAUCAUGUGUGAGGGAGCUUUAGGUUCAACUGGACUUGAUCAUUCAUUCGGGGAGAAGAUCCUCGAGGAUGUAAGCAUUCAGAAAAAAGAGCUCACAGCGCGCUUACUCCGCGUUUAUUUGUGCCUGAAUCUGCACCUUUCCCCUCCCCUUCUACAGAAACUGCAUUCCAACGCCCAUGUUUCACCAGUCCAGUCACCCCAACAUAUCAUACAAGAGAUAGGAAGCCUUGCAAAUGAGUGCCUCUCGCUGACAGCUGAGGUAUUGACCUUGCAUCUCAAGCAGUGGCAAGACAGAGUGUCUCUGUCGAGCCGUAGUGUCACACCCAGCAGUCCAACCUGUCACGACCCUGAAGCAUUGUUCUCGUACCACUUCUCGUACCUAGGCUGCCUGACAUUCCUGGCAGUAUACUACGCCAAAACGAAAGCAGCCCGUGGCGAGAUGGAAUUUGCCCAUUGCCAUUCACUGGCGCUGCCUGCAGAUUGGCGUCACUUGGUUGCUGGUCACACGAGAAUGUUAAUAUCGGAUGACGAAGGGACUGAUAUAUGGAGAUGGGGAUAUCUGCUUAGCCAAUUUGAUGUGAAAUGA
Messenger RNA from Fusarium mangiferae, 1941 nucleotides. RefSeq lists its product as uncharacterized. Gene Ontology annotation, biological process: regulation of DNA-templated transcription. Gene Ontology annotation, molecular function: DNA-binding transcription factor activity, RNA polymerase II-specific; zinc ion binding. The transcript has 3 exons. Lineage: Eukaryota; Fungi; Ascomycota; Sordariomycetes; Hypocreales; Nectriaceae. The record is from RefSeq and is a predicted model, not a curated record. Bases 1 to 1941 code for a protein of 646 amino acids.